Messenger RNA from Lepus europaeus (European hare), 5244 nucleotides. RefSeq names its product poly(ADP-ribose) polymerase family member 11 (gene PARP11). The coding region runs from base 814 to 1809 and encodes 331 amino acids. The record is from RefSeq and is a predicted model, not a curated record. The transcript has 9 exons. Gene Ontology annotation, molecular function: NAD+ poly-ADP-ribosyltransferase activity. NCBI's taxonomy places the organism in Eukaryota, Metazoa, Chordata, Mammalia, Lagomorpha, Leporidae.
AACAUUUUACAUGUGCGUUUCUCUAGUAAUUUGCUACUUUCUCUUAGUAGAGGGGGCAGCUUGAUUGUUGUGCUGUACUUAUGGGAUAAAAAUUAAUUUUAAUGUUGCCUUGAGUCAAACACAAUUUGGGGAGAGUUUUAAAAAUCCCCCAAAACCCAACCACAGUGCAUCUUAAAAGAUAAAUGGCAGAUGGCUUUUGCGUUACCCAUUUAAAUCACUGUUCACCAUUUUCUUCCAUUGAACAAGAUAGUUCUGUUAACAGUUUUAAUUGACGAACUACUCCAAGUUUCCCCCUGUAUAUUUUUGGUGGCCUCCCUGACCUCUGUGUGCUGCCUGUGACCUGCUGCCCACCUGGUAUUGCUCCUUUUGCACUUGGACCUACUGUGCGAUCCUAUGUUAACUCACAAGUGUUUUGAGGAGUUGGUACGACAAGGCUGACCAUGUUGCUCCUCAGAGGCAGCCUCCCUGCUGUGUGGACAGUCCUCAUGAAGUGGUUUACUGUGGAACAUCACCACUGACCUUGCAACAUUCCACUGGGGGUGAAAAACCAAAAACCACAGCAGGACACCCGCGCCGCGAGAACUCAGCCUUACCUCGGGUCGCAGUUUUGUUUUAUUUUUCGAGACAGACGUGAGGCCCGUGAUGAUUCUGUCCAUGCCUUCCACUGACCAGGAAUCCUGAGCAGCCAAUCAACUUUAAAACAUGAAGAAAUAAAAACCAGAAAAUAAUAAUAAAUAUUCUUUGGAGAGAGUUUCCAAACAUGAAUAAAAUUUAAAAAGAUACCAAGGCCCAUUCAUUGAGCUCAGUCAGGAGAUGUUUCACAAAGCAGAAGAAUUCUUUCCCAAAACAAUGGACAGUGAAAUGGAUGACAUGGACACGUCAGAUACACAGUGGGGCUGGUUUUACUUGGCAGAAUGUGGGAAGUGGCACAUGUUUCAGCCGGAUACCAACAUUCAGUGUUCAGUUAGCAGUGAAGAUAUCGAAAAAAGCUUCAAAACAAAUCCUUGUGGCUCCAUUUCUUUUACUACUUCCAAAUUCAGCUACAAGAUAGACUUUGCAGAAAUGAAGCAAAUGAAUCUCACCACUGGAAAACAGCGCUUAAUAAAAAGAGCUCCCUUUUCUAUCAGUGCUUUCAGUUACAUCUGUGAAAAUGAAGCCAUCCCUAUGCCCACACACUGGGAGAACGUGAAUACUGAAGUCCCGUAUCAGCUUAUUUCUCUGCACAACCAAACACAUGAAUAUAAUGAAGUUGCUAACCUCUUUGGGAAAACAAUGGAUCGCAACCGAAUUAAAAGAAUUCAGAGAAUUCAGAAUCUAGACUUGUGGGAGUUCUUCUGCAGGAAAAAGGCUCAGCUCAAGAAAAGGAGAGGUGUGCCUCAGAUUAAUGAACAAAUGCUAUUUCAUGGUACCAGCAGUGAAUUUGUGGAAGCAAUUUGCAUUCAUAACUUUGAUUGGAGAAUAAAUGGUAUACAUGGUGCUCUCUUUGGAAAAGGAACCUAUUUUGCUAGAGAUGCCGCUUACUCCAGUCGCUUCUGCAAAGAUGACAUAAAGCAUGGAAACACAUUCCAAAUUCAUGGUGUCAGCUUGCAACAGCGGCAUCUGUUUAGAACGUAUAAGUCUAUGUUUCUUGCUCGAGUGCUAAUUGGAGAUUACAUAAACGGAGACUCCAAAUACAUGCGACCUCCUUCCAAAGAUGGGAGCUAUGUGAAUUUAUAUGACAGCUGUGUGGAUGAUACCUGGAACCCAAAGAUCUUUGUGGUUUUUGAUGCCAACCAAAUCUAUCCUGAGUACUUGAUAGACUUUCAUUGAUUUCAUUUCCAAAUCUCAAUGGUCAAGGAAGUUUUAUUCUUUUUUGCAGGAAGAUUUGCUCCUCUGUCAUCUAGCCACUAAAUGUUAAUUAUCUGAUACUUUUGAAACAGAUAUGAAAAAAAAGUGGCCUCCAUAUAAAAAGACUUACUGAAGGUUGGUUUUUGCUGUUUUGUUUUUGUCCAUUAUUCAUAGUCUUAUCUGUUAAAAAUUGAUAUCAUUGUCAUUUUAACACCUAGGAGUAAAUGAUCCUAUUUACAAUGAAAUCAGCUGAGUCUCACUUAACAUGGUCAUUUAGAGUUAUUAAAGUUUACAUGAAUGUCGUCAGGGUAAGUGAUUUUAGUUCACGUAGACACAGCACAUACACUCAUGUUCAGAGCAUAAAAAUACAGACAUUAGUGUGUCCCUUUAGAGGAAUUGAUCCUUUGUAGACUGAACUCUGGUGUCAUUGUCUGCCAGUCAACAUGUUGCUUUGUUGGUCUUCUGAAGGUGUGGUUUAACCGGAAACACUCAUAGUGGGUGGAGAGAAAUCAGAACAACAUUACUGGCAGUGCUGCCAAACAAGCUGGGUGCCCCGUUGCCUUAGAAUAGCAGGUUGAUCCUCGUACUUGCUCAUGGCCUCCUCUUCUCUCUUCCUUCUGAGUUGACAGUUGCUGUAGACUGUAACUAACCUAUUGUUCCUCCACCUGGGCUCUUGAAUUCUGCAAGACUGGCUGUGAAAGCUGUUUAUUCCAUCUUCAAAAUGAAAUUUUUAUUCAAAACACUUAUUUUCCCUUUGUUUUGGAGUCCCUACAGUGACCACUUCUAAGGUGUUUUUAUUUGCUCCCCCAGAGCACACAGUUAUUCAACAAUGAUUUUUAAAAUUCACAUUACUAAGUUGUAUCUCCCUCUUUUUUUUAUUUUAGAUUAUUUAUUUAUCUGAAAAUCAGAAUUACAGAGAGAGAGAGAGAGAGAGAGAGAGAGAAAACUCUUCCAUCCACUAGGUCACUCCCCAAAUGGCUGCAACAGCCAGGGCUGGGCCAGGCCAAAGCCAGGAACCAGGAGCUUCAUCCAGGUCUCCCACAUGGGUGCAAGGAACCAUCUUCCACUGCUUUCCCACGCACAUUAGCAGGGAGCUGGAUCAGAAGUGGAGCAGCCAGGACUUGAACUGGCACCCAUAUGGGGUGCCUGCACUGCAGAUGAUGGCUUAACCCAGUGUUCCACAGCGCCAGCCCCAUCCCUAUUUUAAAUCAUUGCAGGAAGCAUAGAAUCUUUGGAACAAAUUUUCUUUUUUUGAGUGGCAAUUGACUACUAAAUCUAGAAAAGUUGGAUACAAUGCAUAAUCUUAUUUAUGGAAAUUUAUUUAUUUAUUCCAUCUGUUUUGUUAUUCUCUUAUAAAGAAGAGUAAAUCAUAUUGGAACAGCUUCCUGCAUCUAAUGGUCUUCUAGCAGGGGCUAGAGAGCUGCUCAGUAGGAAUGUUAUACAGUUAAUGCAAGUAUCCUAUGGAGAAUUGCUGUAUAAUUGUUAAAAAGUCUUUUGAACAUUGAUUUUCCAUAAUUCUACAUGAAAAAGAGAGCACUGGUAUCAAGCCUGUACCUGAAAGCCUUUUUUUUAAUUAAAAAUUUUUUAAUGUUUAUUUUAUUUAUUUAAAAGAGAGGUGGGGUGGGGAGGAGGUCUUCCAUCUGUUGGUUCGCUGCCCAAAUGGCUGCAAUGGCCAAGGCUGGGCCUCUCUGAAGCUAGGAGCCAGGAGCUUCUUAGAAGUCUCCCCUUUGGGUGCAGGGGCCCAAGCACUUGGGCCAUCAUCUGCUGCUUCCCCAAACCAUAGCAGGAAGCUGGAUCAGAAGUGGAGCCCUAGGACUUGAACCUGUGCUCAUAUGGGAUGCCAGUGUCACAGGCGGUGGCCUAACUUGUUAUGUCACAAUGCCGGCCCCUAGAAAACCUUUCUGUUACUCUUUCUGGUACUAGAUUUUCUCUUUGUUACACUCAUCCCAUUUUGACUGAGUUAGGAACUUAACUCCUAAAAAACAAUUCUUUAUAUAUCCAUGCCUGUAUUUUUUGUUCAAUCAUUUGAAUUGGGAAGGCAUCAUGGGAUUAGGAAUGGUAAUUCUUUAGGUGUUAUAUACCCCAAAACUUGUUUUACAAUGCAGAAUACCUGUAAUUGUGCAGAGGAAGGUAAAUAGUACAUAAGAUACUGCUUGUAGGGUACUUUGAGACAAAGUGGCAAGGGAUUUCUUGGCUCAGAUGUGCAGACUAGCUGCCAGUUUAGAUAAGUACUGUGAAUAUUUAGAAAGAGCAUAUUUUAAAAACAUGCAGCGAUCAGCAUGAAAAUAUUUGGAGGCAGUGUCAGUAGGCUACCUUGUGAGAGGUAGGACAAUGGCUCUAGGCUCAUUCGCAAGCAAUAAUGUUGGGGAAUUAGAAAUUCAGAUUUUAAAAAUCUUUUUGUUCUAUUUCUUAUUUACAUAUAAAAAAGUUCCCUCUUCAACAUGGCUUUUUUUCUUUCUUUCAGUUUAACAUGUGUACCUCUCUCAGCACAUGGAUAAGUAACUUUUGUAACAUUGAGAAUUGUUUUCUUUUAGAUGUGGCACAGAUCUUAUCUCAAAGUGACUAGCAGCCCAGAGUUAAGUAUUUGCAAGGCAGUGGAAACUUACUCACAUACUUGGUUUAUAUAGAGUAGAGUGCCCUGCAGUAGCCAUUGUGAGAAAGUGGUGUACUGUUGCUCUUGUCUGAGCUCGUACUGUGGGUUAGUUACCCCUUUAUGGGAAAGAAUUGAUUUUGGUACCUGUUUUAAAAUACAAUAAUGUUGAGUUAACCUAAUGUUACAUUGUAUUUCUUUGCUUUGAUCAGUAGAUUGAGUUGAGAAUCAUGUGAUGGUAUAUAAGAAGACUGGACACACAGCCGUUUGCGUUCUUUCCCUCUGGCCAUCACGUAGUGUGGGUGGGAGAGUGAAGGGAAGCCAUUCCAGAUUAAUGAUAAGUAGUUUUAAAAACUCUGCGUUGAAUAAUUGCCAGCUGGUAAUGACUUUUAUUUUUUACUUUGGUGAUAUUAGCCUCAGGGUAAAAAAAAAUGGGUUUAUAAAAAGUUUCAUAAAUCUUUUAAGUUACAAACAAGAAGGUUUUGUAUUUGCAUAAAAUUUCAUUUAUAGAGUGUUGUUAGUAAUGAUAAUAAAGAAUUUAGAGCCGUUUUUGAUACGUGAAUAUGUUUGUUUGACCUGUGGUGAUUAAAGCUUUGCGUAGCCAGUCUGGGUUGUCUGUAUGCCCCAUGUUUCUGUGGUUUUUGUGUCCCAUCUCCACCUUGCAUUUUCAGUACUAAACUGUCAGCUCAAACUCAGUGGACCCUGAAAAAAUUUGUUGCCUGUGACUCUCCUAUCCCCAUUUAGAAAUGGGGGAGGUCUCUUGUUCUCAGUCUGAAUCAUCAUGAGCCAACCUGUGGGGAAGAUCAUUUAUUCUGUGCUAUUGAAAA